AAGCAAAAGUCUGUCCCAGUUUGGUGAGAUUUUUUUCCCUACUCUUUCAAAUCUCUCUGCUUCACUUUCACAGUUUCUCUCUAUCUCUCUCUCUCUCAAACUUUUACUAAUUUCACAGCAACCCUCGCAACAAGUUCAGUUUUCUCAGAAGAACUAUGAGAUACCUUAGUGCAUUUAAGGUUCAAUGGAGCCUUUUGUUAAGCACUACUACUUGAACUCUCAGUUAAAAUUAUAUGCUUUGAGUUCCAACUUGUCCUCUUUUGUAAAUUCUCGGAGCUUUUAUUUUUUGGGUACUUGGUAUUCUUUUGAAUAUUCAGCUGGGUUCCUCUAAUUUGUCGAUAUUAAGGUGAAAACUGCCUCAUAUCCAAAAUUUAAGUAUAUGUGCCAACAUUUUGACCUCAGUAUAGACAACCUUAUCUUCGGUUGGCGAAUACCUGAGCUAUCUGAGAAGAUAUGGUCAGCUUGCAUUCAGCUGAUAUGAAGGCUAUACAGAGCACGCAAGAAAUACAAGCCUCAACGCAAGUCUCUCAUGAGUCCCAAGUUGACCAACUGAACCACACAACUGAGGCUCCUGUAACAGAUUCAGGUUCAGUAUCUGCUUCAAGCAAUGAUAGCAAAAAAGUUUCUCGCCAAGAUAUUGAACUUGUUCAGAAUCUAAUAGAGCGGUGUCUACAAUUAUAUAUGAAUAGAGAUGAGGUGGUUAAAACCCUCUUGAAUCGUGCAAGGAUAGAUCCUGGAUUUACAACUCUGGUAUGGCAGAAGUUGGAAGAAGAAAAUGCUGAUUUCUUCAGGGCCUAUUACAUACGGCUAAAAUUGAAAAAACAAAUUCUCCUCUUCAACCAUCUGCUUGAGCAUCAGUAUCACCUGAUGAAGUAUCCUGUACCUCCAAAGGUUCCUUUGGCCCCUAUACAGAAUGGGAUACAUCCCAUGCCCGUUAAUAACUUGCCUAUGGGAUACCCCGUACUACAGCAACCUUCAUUUCCAGCAGCAGGUCAACCCCAUCUGGAUCCAAUGGGUUGUGGAAUAUCAAGCUGUCAUGUGGUUAAUGGAGUCCCUGCACCGAGCAAUUUUCAUCCCAUUCGGAUGAAUUCUGGGAACGAUAUGGUGAUGGAGAACAGUGCUGCUGAUGUGGCUCCUAUUAUUCCACCAAACAGCACCAUGUCAUCCAUGUCAGAGAUGCCUGUGAGUCCUGGAUCAGUGGCGUCCAGUGGCCAUUUCCCCUUUACUGCAUCAGAAAUAUCAGGAAUGGGGGUAGAAACAUCAGCACUUGAUACAGCAUUUACAUCAGAUGUGGCAACUUCAGUAGGAUUGCAACUAGCACCAGAUGGCCCUGGAAAUUCCAGGUCACUAGAUCAGAUUCAGUGGAAUUUCAGUCUAUCAGAUCUAACAGCAGAUUUGUCGAACUUAGGAGGAACUUGCUCCAUUCUCACAACACCAAGAUCAGAAAGGAAUUUCUUGAGCCAGGUAGCCUCCUUUACCGCUUCACAAGUAGCAACAUAUUCAGCUUCCAUGGUGGAUUCAGCAAUACAAGAUUGCUCAACACUCUUCCAACUUAUGGCUUCACCUCCCAAGGUGAAAACAACCUGAAGUGGACUUUCUGAAAUCAAGAUCUGACUGAAAAUCUGAAUCCGUAUAACCAAUAAGUAUCAAAUCCUCAUUAUGGUAAACAAGCAUAUAAUCUCUUGUUCUCCGUGGAUACUUGAGAAUAUGCUUUACAGCUUGCCAAUGUUUUGGUCCUGGAUUUGAUUGAUAUCGGUUGACCAUGCCAACCAAAUAACAGAUAUCUGGUCUAGUACAAAGCAUGGCAUAUACGAGACUUCCUACUGCAGAAGCAUAGGGAAUUUGUCUCAUCAUAUUUUCUUCCUCAAGAGUCUUAGGCCUUUGGUCAUCAGAUAGAGGAACUCCAUGUUUGAAAAGAAAUAAUCAUUUUUUGGAGUUUUGCAUGCUAAACCGUUCUAGAACCUUAUUUAUAUAUCUAGCUUGUGACAAA
Molecule: messenger RNA, 1990 nt
Organism: Quercus robur (English oak)
Lineage: Eukaryota; Viridiplantae; Streptophyta; Magnoliopsida; Fagales; Fagaceae
Exons: 8
Coding region: 454-1587 (377 amino acids)
Source: RefSeq, a predicted model, not a curated record